Cheilinus undulatus (humphead wrasse) is the source of this 1655-nucleotide messenger RNA. It is a transcript of the gene ints15, whose product is annotated as chromosome 13 C7orf26 homolog. Lineage: Eukaryota; Metazoa; Chordata; Actinopteri; Labriformes; Labridae. The record is from RefSeq and is a predicted model, not a curated record. The transcript is spliced from 8 exons. Bases 97 to 1479 code for a protein of 460 amino acids.
UAGUAUCCGGAAGUGGCUUAUCUUCGCAUUGAGGCUGUUCACUUGACUGAUACUCGAUUAGUUUCUAAAGAAUCGGAAGCUUUCUCCAGGGUGGUGAUGGGUGACAUCCGUCAGUCGUUGCUGCCUCGUGAUGUCCUGAGUGCAGCCAAGGAGCUGCUGUAUCACCUGGACAUCUACAUCUGUAACCUGGUGCAGUCAGGGAGGCAGCCUCCUCAGGUCGACUCAAAAACCCUAGAGCUGGUGGAGGAGUUUAUCCUACAUGCCCCGAAAGACAGAAACACCCCAGCCAGGAGGAUGAGUGCUCUGCAGGAGCUCCAGCUGUUGGAGAUCAUGUGCAGCUGUUUCCAGGAACAGAGCCGGGACACCGUGCGGCAGCUCAUGUUCUCAGCCCUGUUCAGUCUCCAAGGAAACCAGGCAGAUGAAAGUCGGAUGGCACUGUUAGGGAAGCUGGUCUCCAUGGCGGUUGCUGUGGGCAGGGUGCCUAUCUUGGAGUGUGCUGCUACCUGGUUACAGAGAACCCACAGAGUGUACUGCGUACGUCUGGCACAGGUGCUUGUAGACGACUACUGUAGUUUAGUGCCAGGCUCUGUGUCCACACUUCAAAACAUCCACAGUGCCAGCCCACGCUUCUGCUGCCAGUUCAUCACUGCAGUCACCACCCUCUAUGACCUCACCUCAGAGGAGCUCACUCCUCCUCUAGAACUUCUCCAGAUGAUUGUGUCAUGGAUCCAGGACGACCCUCGUCUGGUCCUCAUCACCUUCCUGAACUCACCCCUCUCUGGCAGCCAGCCAAUCAGCUCACUGGAUGUCACACCAUUAGGCGGGUUAGUGCGCUGGUGCGUCAAAGCACCGCUGGCCUACAGAAAGGAAAAAAAGCAGGCCUUAACCAAUGGCACCGCUGAGAGUGAGACAGAAGUUGGGCCACUUUUCUCAGGCCUCCAUCUGAGUGUCCUUCAGGUCUUCAUGCUCUUGCCUAGUAUACUAAAUGAGAAGGGGCUGUUUGGUCGUCUGGCACUGCUCCAGGUUGAGUCCCUGGCUGCUCUGACUUCAGACCUCUCCAGGUUGUUGGACCAGGCUGACAAACAUACUCAUACAUCAUCUGCAGAUGCACACUCGCUGUCCCAGCUGACCCUGGACCGGCUAGCACAGGCCCUGCAGGUGGCAAUGGCAAAUGGAGCUUUGCUCUGCUCGAGAGAGGACCUGCGAGCCAUCUGUUCCCGCCUCCCACACAACAAUUUGCUUCAGCUGGUGCUGUCAGGCCCGGUGAUGUACUACAAUAACAUCCACACUCCUCCUCUGGCCUUCAGCCCACACGCUGCUCACUCCCCCAUCGCCUCACAUCCCACUCACUCUCCUCACCCUGCACACCCCACUCACCCCACGCACACACCACUGGCCCCCCACCCCUCUUCUCAUGCUCAGUAUCCUGGUCAGCCGUUCAUGACGGGGAUGCCGUUCCCCUACAGACCCAGCCACUAAAAGUGACCCAACAUGUCUGCAGAUGUGAAGCUGUCUGUUAAUGUAAGUGUGUGAAUGUUGUUGUCAGUUUGUAUGUUUGAAUAAAUGGUUGAUGAGUGUUGUUAAUGAGCACAUUUUCUGUAGCUAUAAUAGUCUGUGUGGCUGACGUAUUGUCCAAUAAAUAUUUUUUUACCUCA